UCCUUCCCUCAUUAUUGGGUUGAUUUGGUGAGCAACUUCAUUUAUUGAUUGUGGCUAAUGAAAGAGGGUGUUCCAGCAUUGCAUUUGCAUCACAAGGUAGCUCUUCUCUUGGAAUCAUCAUGCAAAACCCAAUCCCACAUUUCUCAAAUUCACGCCUUUAUGCUCAAAACCGCACUCAUCAACCUUCCCUUCCCGCUCAGCAAGCUCCUCGCAGCAUCAAUCUCACACGUCCACUACGCUGCCUCCAUUUUCAAUUCUGCUCCAAACCCCAAUCUUUUCAUGUUCAACACUAUGCUUAGAGGAUAUUCCAUCAGCAACUCCCCUGCCAAGGCCUUGCCCCUUUUCAACCAACUUAGGAACUGCCCAAUUCUCAUUGACCGCUUCUCUUUCAUCACUGUCAUCAAGGCUUGUACUAGGCUUUCCAACCUUGUCUUUGGGCGAGGCCUUCAUGGCCUUGCACUCAGGUCUGGAACUCUGCUUUUUCUUGAUUUCAGGAAUACCCUUUUGCAUUUCUACUGUGUUUCCAGGAGACUUGGAGAUGCUCACAACCUGUUUGAUGAAUUUCCCCGACGAAAUGACUUGGUCUCAUGGAACACUUUGAUGGCUGGCCACCUUCUUGCUUCUAAGCCUGAGCUGACCUUUCAUUUGUUUCGGAAGAUGCGUUGUUGCGGGGUUGAAGCGAGUGUUGCAACUGCAUUGAGUCUUUUGUCGGCAGCUACUGAUAUGCGGAGUUUUCUUGGAGGGAAGUGUCUUCAUGGUUACUAUAUCCGACUUGGACUUAGUUCUAAUUUGAAUGUUCUUACUGCAUUGAUUGAUCUCUAUGCAAGAAUGGGUCGUAUCUUUUUGGCACAUCGAGUUUUUGAUGGUGUUGCUCAAAAGGACGUUAUCCUGUGGAACUGCUUGAUUGGCAAGUAUGCAAGAAAUGGGCUGCUUGGAGAAGCAGUAAAAUUGCUGCAGCAAAUGAGUCUUGAAAGGUGUAAACCUAAUUCUUCUACUUUAGUUGGGUUGCUUUCGGGUUGCCCUGCUUCCGGAUCUAUGCAAGUAGUACGAUACGUUACUAAUUUUAUGGUAGAGGAGAAACUAGAGCUGGAUGCAGUUCUUGGAACAGCACUUGUUAAUGCAUAUGCCAAAUGUGGCUUUCUAGACGAGGCUACAGACAUAUUUGAGAGGAUGAAGGGUAAAGAUAUGAAAGCAUGGACAGCCAUGAUUUCAGGUCAUGGAAUUCACGGCCAGCCGACUAAUGCUGUUAAUCUUUUCAACAGGAUGGAGAAUGAAGGGUUUAGACCAAAUGAGGUUACAUUCUUGGCAGUUCUCAGUGCUUGUAGCCAUGGAGGGCUUGUAAUUGAGGGGAUGGAAAUUUUUAAGAGCAUGGUUUGCAAAUAUGGCUUUUCACCACAAGUUGAACAUUAUGGAUCUUUCAUUGAUCUUCUAGGUCGAGCAGGGAUGCUACAUGAAGCGCACAAACUAAUUGAAAGUUUGCCUAUUAAGGGCGAUGCAACUGCAUGGCGUACAUUGCUUUCUGCUUGCCGAGUCUAUGGUGAUGUUAAAUUGGGGGAAUGUGUGAAAGAUGUGCUAAGCAGCAUUUAUACAGAGCAUCCUACAGAUUCACUCCUGAUUUCUGGCAUUUACGUUGCUGCUGGAAGAAUCUCAGAUCUAAUAAGAUUGCAAGAAAUGAAGCAAACUAAUGCUGUUACAGUUGAAACUGAUGGAGGAAAUAUGUUGAAGGAAGCUGGAGUCAGUAUAGUUGAAAUUGAUAAUCAGGGAUGAGGAUAUUGAUGGUUCAAGUAAAAUCAUUGUCUCUAACUCUAUCACGCAUAGUGGUGGUCUCAAUACCUCGGGACAUGAUACAAUUUUGAUGUCAACAUUCAAUUGUGCAAUAUGGCAUCUCUGCUUGUAUGGCAUGAUUCAUGUCCACCAAAUUAGAUAAUAUUGUGAUUUGCUCCUGGAGCACCAUACCGUCAAUAAACCCAACAAGGGUAAAGCAAGAAGAGGAUGUAAUAGCAGGGAUUCUUAUAUGGUCUUCUUAUUAUUAUUAAAUCUCAAAAAUGCAUAAUAAUGCAAACUUGCACAGCUUCACUGGGAACAUCAUCUUCCGGUGGUAUUGCUUCAUCUGAUGAUGCCUCUGAGAGGAUCAAAUCAGGCUUCAUUCACUUCAAGAAAGAGAAAUGAACAAGCUGAGGCGGAUGCUGAGAGGAUUAGUGUUGGUGUUACUAGCAAGGCACAGCAUCUUUGAUGCUUUGUCCAAAACUCUUGUAGACGCUAGAAUUAUGCUUCAUGUGGUUUUGGCCAUGGCCCCAUGCCAAGUUGAUACUUUGUUGCUAGUUGGUUCUUCCACACUUUAAUGGCGCAUCACGUGUUUAUAGGCAAUACAUUAGACCUUUCUAUAUGAACCCACAACUUUUGCACCUGCCGCAGAUGCCACGAACUUCUCACAUGUGGUAUGUUCCAAGAAAGAACAUAUUCAGCAAGUAAGACGAUGUUUUGACCGUGGCUGAGAGAUACAUGGAAGAGCAUGGACAGAAGCCUUUGAAAGACUCAUAAGCAGGGUAACAAAAAUUUGCUAUGUUGUGCACACUACAUGAUUCACAACUUUCUCACCCUUUAGCUUAGAUUUAGCACUAUCUCUGUCAAAACUCAAAGACUUCACAGGGAGGAAGACGCUUUACAGUGAUUAAAUAAUGUACUAUAUGUUAUUUGUAAUAUUGCAUAUGGAGGUUGAUUGUCAAAUUCAGUUUUGGUUAUUCAAGCAUUUUGGAACAAUAGGCCACUAGAAAUUAUUGUAGUUAACGUAUCAUGUGCUAGAAUACUUGGCUUA
Messenger RNA from Arachis stenosperma, 2815 nucleotides. Its product is annotated as pentatricopeptide repeat-containing protein At1g26900, mitochondrial-like. Gene Ontology annotation, molecular function: protein binding; RNA binding. Gene Ontology annotation, biological process: RNA modification. The coding region runs from base 58 to 1767 and encodes 569 amino acids. NCBI's taxonomy places the organism in Eukaryota, Viridiplantae, Streptophyta, Magnoliopsida, Fabales, Fabaceae. The record is from RefSeq and is a predicted model, not a curated record. The transcript is spliced from 5 exons.